Molecule: messenger RNA, 2046 nt
Organism: Choloepus didactylus (southern two-toed sloth)
Lineage: Eukaryota; Metazoa; Chordata; Mammalia; Pilosa; Megalonychidae
Gene: NREP
Product: neuronal regeneration related protein
Exons: 3
Coding region: 139-420 (93 amino acids)
Biological process (GO): regulation of neuron differentiation; axon regeneration; regulation of transforming growth factor beta receptor signaling pathway
Cellular component (GO): nucleus; cytoplasm
Source: RefSeq, a predicted model, not a curated record
UCUCCUCCUUUUUCCGAGGCUGCACUUCUUGGAAGUGGAGCCGGUUUGGGUUUUGUUUCCCUCCCCCCUCCUCUCUCCUCUUCCUCCACCCCUUUCCCCUCCCCCUCCCUUUCCCCCUCCCCCAGCUGUCUUUCUAGCAUGAUGCCCUUUUUCAUCCACAUUUGUGUUUCAGGUGUAGAAAGGAGAGAGAGUGAACAGGGAGCGGGGCUUUUGUCUGUGUAUUACCCAGAACUUUCUGUCUGGUUCAGUCAAGAACCAUUUCCAAACAAGGAAAUGGAGGGAAGGCUUCCCAAGGGAAGACUUCCCAUCCCGAAGGAAGUGAAUCGUAAGAAGAAGGAUGAGCUGGUGGCUGCUUCCCUGACUCCGCUCAGUGGCAAUGAACUCCGCUCCCCAAGAAUCAGUUACCUACCCUCUUUUUAAUCGUAACACCUCCAUUUGUAUUACAUAUGGUGUAUGGGUAUUGAUGAGGUCAUGGUAUCAUAUAUGGGAUUUUUUUUUCUGUGUAAAUCAUCAAGUAUAAGAAGAAACUACGGGACUCUGAGCCUUGCUUUAGAGAAUCUACAGUGGACAAAUAGGUAUCAUCAAAUCCGUUUUUAAUCAUUCUGACUUCAGUGAAAACGCUCAGAAUUUCACACUGUGAAUCCACGUUUACAACCCUUACAGGUGGGCCCUCAGGCCUGGUUCGCUACAACGGUGUCUUCCACAACUCAAACUCCCACAGCUCUCACACAACCGGUCCACUUCUGCCUUUUCACUCACACAGCUCCCGACUGCUUCCUGCAGAGGCUGAGAGUCCCCUCCCCCCCCUUUUUUUUUCAUUUAGAUGUAACAAGCCUAGUAGUUUAUGUUCAUCAAUUGUCUGUAUAUCUCUAUAUUUUACCCAUGUACUCUUUUGAUGUAUAGAAGUAGUUUGAAACUCAUUGUUUCCUUGUGGUAAGUGACCGACAUGCUGCCACAGGACCUGAGACACUGAUGAAUGGUGCUAUUUUGGACUUUCAACAUGCUCCUUGGCGAGGUAGCUCUGAUGGAGUUAUUUUUUAUUUCCAUGUUCUAAGAAGGUGUUGGUACUUUGUUUCCCUGAAUGUUAUUCUCUAGACUGGAUUGACUUGUUUUCCUUGUGUCUUCAGUGUGGCUUUCUUCUUCAGUGUUGUAGGUUGAGUAAACGCUACCAGAGAGUGUAAGAGACUGACGCCUCAUUGGCUGGCACCCACAGACAUGAAAUCCCUGUAGUGGGAGCAAUCACAAAACUGUAAUUUUCUUACCAAAUCUCCUCCUUUCUGUAGCCUCGCCUGCCUAACCUAGAGAAAGAAAAGCAAUAAUUUUACAGACAUUUUUAGGUGUCUCUUUAGAUUCUUUUUAUUUGAAAGGAUAUUUGGUUGGGGGGAAAGGGGCAAACCCUUUUUAAAUAAAUACCCUCUAGGAAAAAAAUCCCCAAAACUGGCAUCUUAGUAGAAAUCUGAAAAUUAUAACUUUCCUGAAAAUUAAGUUGGAAAAAAAGUCUUUACAAAAUUUAAAAAAAAGAAAAAGGCAGAGCAUUCUUUUUCAUCAAUUUUGAUAAGCAAGGUGUAGAUUUUGCAUUUUUGUCCUUGCUCCCAAUGAAAUGGACAAACAAAACUAAAAUUAGAAAUACCAUCUACUCAUGGAAUGUUGUUGUGUCAGCCAGUCUGAAAGCCCACCUUAAUUUUUAUACAACUGUCUUUUAGCUCUUCCUUUGACAGGGCAGGCCUUGAUCUGAACUGUUCGCUUCUGACUGUUAAACAUCGACGAUGCAUGCACUGCACUUUGUUUUCUUCUCGCCCCCCUGUUGGACUGAGUUUCUUGUGCAUUUCGCCCCUCCCUCCUUUGUUAGAAUAGGUGUAUCGGCUGUGUAAAUAGAGCAAAAUAACAGUAUUCUGCAUCUGUGGCAUUUAUGUAGAGUUGCGGUUGUGUGCUGCUGAAAACGCAGGCUUUUGUAAUAAUGUGGUCUUUACUGAUGCACUCAUGACAGUACCCAGUGUAUUUUAGCUAUUUUAGUAGGAUUUGUUCAAUAAAUAUGCAAGCUGUAAG